AUGUACAGUAAUACUUUAGAAUCUUUUCCUUUUUCACAAGGACCAUCAGUUCCACAAGGAACUGUAAAUCAUUUUAAUUCAUUUUCUUUUAUUGAACAAUCUAAUUUUCUAUCUUCUAAUCAUGGUUAUCCUCAAUCAACUGAACAUAAUCACUGGCUUCCGAAUUCUUAUACCCCUGAAUUGCAUCAUGUUCCAUCAUGUAAUGCUCCAACAGCAGGCUUUGAAAAUUUAAUAAUGCCUGAUGCAGCAUCCUUAUCUAAUAAUUCACAUAUAGUACUUCCAAAUCAUAGAAAUGCUCCUAUUCAAAUGCAAGCAAGUACACAAGUAUGGAAUACCCAAAAUACCUUAUCAAUGAAUCAAUUUCAUUUAAAUAAUACAUUUUCUUAUACUCCAAAUACAAAUUUUGGAUUAAGAAGAACAACAUAUACAAAUAUGUAUAAUCCAAAGUUUAAUACUCCUCUUCAUGUCUUCCCAAAUAUAGAAAAUGAGGAAAAAAAAGUUGAGGAUGAAAUUAACAAAUUAUUAAUAUGCCCUACAUGUGGUAAACAAUAUUGUAGGAAAAGUACAUUAAAGGCUCAUAUGAAACAACAUUUUUCUGGUGAAAAACCAUUUACUUGUGAAGUUUGUGGAAAAUCAUUUAGUCAAGCAGCUAAUUUAACAGCACAUCGAAGAGUACAUACAGGAGAAAAACCAUUUACUUGUAAAAUUUGUUCUAGAUCAUUUUCACAAUCAUCAAGUUUAACAACACAUUUAAGGACUCAUACUCACGAUAGACCAUACAGAUGCAGGCAUCUUCAUUGUGAAAAGGCUUUUACUGACAGUUCAACUCUUACGAAACAUAUGAGAACUCAUACAGGUCAAAAACCAUAUGCUUGUACUUUAUGUUCUAUGCGUUUUUCACAAUCUGGUAAUCUUCAUCGGCAUAUGAAGACACAUAAACAACAAUAA
Messenger RNA from Strongyloides ratti, 948 nucleotides. RefSeq names its product Protein glass. Gene Ontology annotation, molecular function: DNA-binding transcription factor activity, RNA polymerase II-specific; RNA polymerase II cis-regulatory region sequence-specific DNA binding. The coding region runs from base 1 to 948 and encodes 315 amino acids. Gene Ontology annotation, cellular component: nucleus. NCBI's taxonomy places the organism in Eukaryota, Metazoa, Nematoda, Chromadorea, Rhabditida, Strongyloididae. The transcript is spliced from 4 exons. The record is from RefSeq and is a predicted model, not a curated record. Gene Ontology annotation, biological process: regulation of transcription by RNA polymerase II.